Musa acuminata AAA Group (dessert banana) is the source of this 3613-nucleotide messenger RNA. RefSeq names its product NADH dehydrogenase [ubiquinone] iron-sulfur protein 3-like. Bases 2793 to 3365 code for a protein of 190 amino acids. Lineage: Eukaryota; Viridiplantae; Streptophyta; Magnoliopsida; Zingiberales; Musaceae. The transcript has a single exon. The record is from RefSeq and is a predicted model, not a curated record. Gene Ontology annotation, molecular function: NADH dehydrogenase (ubiquinone) activity.
ACAUUCUCCAAGUCAAGGCUAUCAGUAGGAUUUCCUAUCGUUUCACCCAAGUUAUAGGGAUGGAAUUGAAUGGCCAGAAAGAAUAGAAACUGAGAAAUAAGCAACAUAUUUAGCAAGACUAAGUGCUUACGGGAGUUACGCAAGAAGGAGUGGAGUGGAACUCGACAAGUAACAGCUUUGGAAGCAAUAAUUAUGGUUUUGAUUCCUAUAGUCAAGUAAUAGUACUCAUAUAUAUAUAUUCUUUCUUACGGAUUCUAUUAGGCAUUGGCAUCAGAUCUUUCAAACUGAAACUAUACUUAAAGAAUCGAUAACACCUCGAACUGGAACUAGCUAUUCUUAUGCAAAAACUCCUGACUCAACAAGCAGGGGAACUAGACUAGCACCCGAACACUCCAAUAAGAAUAAGGUGCUAUAGCCGUUGCCCUUUUUUCGAAAGCUGUUGUGCGGAGCUACAUCUGAACUGAACUACCUCUUGAUUCUCUUCUCCACCCGUCGAUUAGGAUGAAAUAAGAACAGGAACAGGUCAUUCUGAUGCUUACCUGACAAGCGCUUUAACCUUAACCUCUCUCGCCCUCUUGCAAAUACGGAUCCUGUCCUGAUCUAGCUGAUUCUGUUGUAACUGUCUACUUGACUUACCGCUUCAAAGCAAAGGCCAGUUCCGUUUAUUAUGCCCCGAACUAAACUACACUUACCACAAAACGAAAAUCAAGCACUGGGGGAAAUCCUUCGACCAUGGAAUUGAAGAAUGGUGUGGAAGGGGCAUACUCGGUCGGUUACCCCUAUCCAGCACAUAUAUAGCUCAUAUAUGGAAUUUCAUCAUAGGGUACACAUAUUGCACAUCUAGAUUAAUAUUCAAAGGGAUUCUCGCCUAUGUGGUCAAGUAAGAAAACAAGAACAUAUGAUUGAAGUGCAAAGAAAGGGAUAGGGGAGUUAUGGUCUUGGCUUAGAGAUGCUGUAUCAAUAUCCGGAGUAGAGCAACAGUUCCUAAUUUAGAGUAGUAGUAGCUUGUCGACUUGCCCAGUAGCUUGGCGGGGCUUAGAGGUACCUUGGCCCUCCUUUAUCUCGUCAAUUCUUUGAAUAGUUGGGGCUCCGGGCAUUCUCUUCCGAAAGACCAACCAAUAGGAUAAUGCAGGAGAGAACAGAACGGGGCCGGCCGUAAGGGUGCAAAUGUCGUGGCUAAAUGAUAUAAUAUUGCACUUUCAGAAGUGAGUUUGUCUUUUGCUUAUCUAUUUUAUGUCACUACUAUUUUCUUUCAUUUAUUAUUCUUCAUUAUGGGGAUUCCUCACAGUCCGCCACUACCUUCCGACGACCCGGUUCCAAUCAAAUGGUUUCAUCAAUGCGUCUUUAUUAGCUUAGCCCAGACACUCAUCCAUCCGAUCAAGGGGAUUUGACAAUAACCGUAAACUCGAAUCUCACAAGAAGGGAGUGAAGGAAAAGAGCGGACUUUGGAUAAACAGAGUCAAGGUCAGUGAUAGUUUGAUAGAAAGAGACCAUGAAAGGAAAACUAGAAGAAUCGUAAGUACCAAAAGGUAGGGAAUAUCUGUCGAUCAGAUGCUAAGAAGGCUUACACUGGUUCUAUGUAACGCCAUGCCCAUUCAAGGUUUGAAUAGUUACGGCCGACCCUAUGUGAUCGAUUGAAGUUGAUACGAGGUCGCGAGUAGAGCAGAUCGCUUUUCUCCCAUAAGGAGAUGGAGAACAAAUCCCACCCGACUGUACAGAUCAGUAGAAACUAAUCCCUUUAGUAGGGCAGGACUGCGCGCGCACCUUUCCUUUCUAAAGCCUUUGCUUGUGACAUUGAAUCUAGUGCACAUCAACUUUUCAAAUAGACAUAAGGUAUAAGGUAAACUAACAGAAUAAAGUCAACUCACUCGAAACUCUAAACUAGAAUAACUCAUCAUAGCAUAGGAAGUCCAUAAAGCCUUUAACAAGCUCGUAGUACCCCCGCAGCCUAAUAAAGACAGUUAGUAAUCUACUCGACCAGGUUAGGCCUACAUCUUAACGGGUAAGGCUAAUCGUAUAAAGCAAGGAUGGAUAGAUACGCUAUUCUAUUAACCUUAAGUGCACAUGGUAUACAGUCCAACUUUAUGGUGGUACUCGUAUACGGCUCUCCCAUAUAAUUGGUAUGGUGUCGUAUUGUAUUAUAAGGAGAGUUCCAGAAGGUAGCUCCUUUAAGGAGAGUUCCAGAAGGUAGCUCCGUUCCAUGGUACUGUGAAGGUAUGCUUGUGUUCACACUCGCUGGCGGGCGGGGAGUUGCAAUGACUAACGCUAUACAUUCGACAAAGCAGCUUGUUCUCUUUAUUAACAUUCGACAAAGCAGCUUGAUUAACAUUCGACAAAGCAGCUUGUUCUCUUUAUUAGAAAGAAACCCCAUUUACCUAUCUCACUACGCUGGGGUUGAAUCGAAUCCAGGCCAGCCGAAUGAACGUGAUCCUGAGCCAGCAUCAAAUCUUCACUACAAGGCGUUACACGCUGGCAGUUCUUCUUUGAUGGGAGCUAGCUUAUCUUUAAGCUUCUUCCUUUGAUGCUGUAGUUUGGUGGGCGCACUACCGCUUUUAUGCCUCAGCCUCAGUUUGUUUGCUAGCAGGGUAUGCUCUUUCUUUUUCGUUUGUUUCGGAUAGAUAGUGUGCAGUGAGGGAUCGGGUAGCCAGUCAUGACUUUAAUCGGCGCAAGCUCUCUACUCCCAUGCCUUUCUUGGUCGGACCAACCCAACCAGUGAUUUCCUACAAGUCUUUAUGAAUUUAGAGAGCCAGAAGCGGAACAAAAAGAAAUGAUAUAUCUGAUUUUAUAGAAUUAUGGAUAACCAAUUCAUUUUGCAAUAUUGUUGGUAUAUCCUCCCCAAGAAAUGGGUAAAUCAAAUUCAAAGAUCAUCACAUGGGAAUAGAUCUUUAACCAAUACUGAUUCUCUAUUUCCAUUGUUGUGCUUUCUGAAAUGGCAUACCUAUACUAGGGUUCAAGUUUCGAUCGAUAUUUGUGGAGUUGAUCAUCCCUCUCGAAAACACAGAUUUGAAGUUGUCCAUAAUUUACUGAGUACUCGGUAUAACUCACGCAUUUGUGUACAAACAAGUGCAGACGAAGUCACACGAAUAUCUACGGUAGUCAGUCUAUUUCCAUCAGCCGGCUGGUGGGAGCGAGAAGUAUGGGAUAUGUCUGGUGUUUCUUCCAUCAAUCAUCCGGAUUUACGCCGUAUAUCAACAGAUCAUGGUUUCGAGGGGCAUCCUUUACGAAAAGACUUUCCUCUGAGUGGAUAUGUGGAAGUACGCUAUGAUGAUCCAGAGAAACGUGUGGUUUCUGAACCCAUUGAGAUGACCCAAGAAUAUCGCUAUUUCGAUUCCGCUAGUCCUUGGGAACAGUGUAGCGACAGAUAAUUAAUAAGAUACUUAGGUCUAGUCCUGGGGACAAAUCAAUAGGUCAUGAUAUUUGCUUCCUUCUCUCUUUCGUCAUCUUAGUCAAUGAUACGCUUAUGCUUUUUGGAUUGAGUUUCUUUAGAGUUAUAGCAGUGUUCAAUUUCUCUUUAGAGUUAUAGCAGUGUUCAAUUUCUCUUUAGAGUUCGCAGUGUUAUAUUCAUCUCUAUGACUUUGGAGUUUGCAGUGGUAUAUUCAUCUCUAUUAUCUCA